AGGAGGAGGAGGAGGCGGCAAAGUCUUAAGUUCAGAUCCGGAAACUUGGGGCUGCUGCUGGGCUGGCCAAGUGGGAGGCCGAGGCCGCCUUGCUUGCUUGCAACCGGAGCCUCUGGGACUGGAAGACGCCUGCUGCUGCCUCUCUCCGGGAAGGAGCCCGCAAGGAAGCCUCUCUCUCCUUCCUUCCCCAUUGUCCGCCAUUAUGCCAGAUCAGACGUACUGUGAUCGUUUACAGCAGGACAUGGUUUUUCUAACAAGCCACAGCAGAUUGAGUGAACAGCUGGUUGACAAAAUCAUCCUUCAGCUAAACAGAGUUUAUCCCCAAAUUCUCACCAAUAAAGAAGCUGAAAAGUUCCGAAGUCCCAAAGCUUCCCUUCAUAGCCGGUUGUCAAACCUUAUAGCCCACUUGCAGAAGAAAGGUGACAAACCGUGUCAAGAAUUUUACCGUGCUUUGCAAAUCAAUGCCGAACAGCUGUAUAACAACUUGCCAAGCAGGAAAAUUCUAAAAACCUCAGAUUCCACAGGGAUAAACCCUGAGAAGGAGCAAUAUAUUCUAAAUGACAGGGGCCCAACGUUCUUCCUUGCUUGCUUCAGUGUUGCUGCAGGUUUAGCAUUCUUCAUGUAUUGCUGUAACCCAGAUUCAAAAGUCCUGGGAGGAGCCAAAAAGGUUUUGGGGUUUUCCCCAAUCAUCAUAGGAAGACAUGUGAGAAACAUUUGCAUGCUAUACGUGGAAGACUCAUCAAGGAAACAAUAAGAAGAAAUCACUUUGUGGUCUAGUGUCAAAAGUCCACACCAAUGAAAAAGCUACAUUGCAAAAUGAUAUCUUUUUUAUACCAAAGAUAUAACUAAGACUACAAUCCUAUACACACGCAACACGAAGUAAAUCCACUGAAAUCAGCAGGCCUCAGUGUCUGAGUAAACAUGCAUAGGGUUGUGGUCUAAGUGGCUUUAACAGUGUCUAUAUUAUGCUUCAAAGGGCUUUCCAAAGGUCAAGUAUAUGUGCCUUUUACUUGUGAGAGUGGAUUAUUUUAUUUUUGUACGAAUGUAUUUUAAACUAUUUAUCACUUUGAUAAUGUAGGUGUUUUGUGGUUUGUUUGUUUUUUAAAUAGAGGCAUUUGAACAAGCCCUCAAUUGCUACAAAGUCUUAAAAGUCCAAUCAGGGCUAUUUGUUGUUGGCCUUGGUUUAGAGGGACACACAGAGAGAGUGGUUUCCAUUCCAGAAAGAGCUGUAUUAUUGCUGAGGUUUGUCCUCAACAUUGGGGCAUGUUGUGUGAGGUCCUUGAGAAAGAAGAGAGGGGAUUGUCUGGAUGUUCAUGUAGGUAAUUGUGAGUUCCACAUGGGAGCUCUCCUGUGCCUCUCUGCUUGAUGACGAACAAUCAGAAAUAUUCCAAUUAUUACAAAUGUUAACUCUAUCUCUAUUUAACCAUCAUAAAAACAAGUUGAAGAAAUACUUAGGAAGAAAGGGAUCAUACUAGCUCCACUCCCUUCUUAUGCGUUCCCAUUGUGAAUGGUGGCUUCCUGAAGGGACAAGUCUUCUUCUUCUGUCUGUGGAGCCUUUCCAAGUUGUUUUGGAAUACUGCGAAGUUAAUAACCCAGACUGUCUUUCUAACUGGUAAACCUACAUGGAUGGAAAAUAACACAGCAACAGUCUAGCAUGCUGUUUCUCCUAGAAACACAAUUUCAUAGGGCCUCCAUGUGCCUUUUAUGUUACUUCUGAUGUAGGUAUAUGUUGUAGACAUCAUGCCUAGUGCAUCACUUCCUCCAUUGGCAACUGAGGGUGGGGUUCUUCUGUGUUAAAAAGCAGCACACAUGGGUUUAGGUAAUGGCCUUUUUUUGAGCAACACUUGAAAGCUAUGAACAGCACUUGAAACAAAUGAACCCAAAGCCUUAUUGAAACAUGGACCAUGUAGCUUUACUCUUAAGCAUCAGUACUGUCUGUUCUUUCUGUUCUUGGUACACUCCAGGAAUUCAGAGUGACAUAAAUAACUCAGGCAAAAGAAAAGACUGUCACAGAUAUGUGUUUGCUAGUCCAGCUGGGCAAGAUUUCAUACCAUGCUAGUUUCUUAUGUCAGUUUCUAAAAACACCAUUUUAAUGUGUGAGAAGGAAUUCAGGAAGAUGCAAAUCCCUGGCUUGCUUAAAGUUAAACUGGGAGAAGAAGAGUUGUUUAUUUUAAGACCAUUAAUUUCUGUACUCAAGGCAUCAAUAACUGAUAUUAAUAUGAUACAUACCCCCAAGUUCCCAUCCUUUUUCAGAACCAAAUGAACUUGUACCUUCUGCAUGCAUGCCUAUAGUGUCAAUCCAUUUAGUUGUUUAUCUCCAUCUCACUCUUAUAAAACCUAUGAGCUGGUUAACAGUAGAGACUGCUGGAGCAGUACAGUCAGCCUUUCUUAUACAUGGAUUUCUUAUAAACAGAUUCAAGCAUGCAUGGUUUGGAAAAUGUUUUUAAAAAAGUAUAAAUUUCAAAUAUCAAACCUUGAUUUUCCAUUUUUUAUA
Molecule: messenger RNA, 2494 nt
Organism: Sceloporus undulatus (fence lizard)
Lineage: Eukaryota; Metazoa; Chordata; Lepidosauria; Squamata; Phrynosomatidae
Gene: CARD19
Product: caspase recruitment domain family member 19
Exons: 6
Coding region: 203-754 (183 amino acids)
Biological process (GO): regulation of apoptotic process
Cellular component (GO): mitochondrion
Source: RefSeq, a predicted model, not a curated record